Molecule: messenger RNA, 1726 nt
Organism: Fragaria vesca subsp. vesca
Lineage: Eukaryota; Viridiplantae; Streptophyta; Magnoliopsida; Rosales; Rosaceae
Product: F-box protein At5g51380-like
Exons: 2
Coding region: 81-1454 (457 amino acids)
Biological process (GO): SCF-dependent proteasomal ubiquitin-dependent protein catabolic process
Cellular component (GO): SCF ubiquitin ligase complex
Source: RefSeq, a predicted model, not a curated record
CCCCAAAGUCACGACCUUUCAAGAAGAGGCCAAGGGCUCAGAGCCUCCCGGACCAAGUCCUGAAGCAUGUUAUCCUCAAGAUGCAUCUCCACAACAACGACCUCCUCCGCUCUCCGCCCACCACUCCUCUCUCCGAACCCGACCUCUCCUCCUCCUUCCGGGCCCUCUCUCUCGACGACCCGACCCGACCCGACUCCACCUCCCUCCUCUCCGACGAACUCCUCCUCCUGAUUCUCUCCAAGCUCCCGGAAUCGCAGUACCUUCCGAACUCUUUGGUGUGUCGGCGGUGGCUUUAUCUCAACGGCAGGCUGGUGAGGAGGCUGAAGGUGUUGGAUUGGGGGUUUCUGGACUCGGGUCGGGUCUUCGCCCGGUUCCCGAAUCUGGCGGAGGUGGACAUUGUUCAUGCCUGCAUCAGGUCGCCGCGGAGUUCGGGGAUUAUUGUGACGAGGAAGGGACUGUCGGUGCAUUUGGACUCGCUGUUUAGUUCAGAAGGAUUUAUUGAAGAAAUGGAUGUUUUGAAGCAGAGUGUGGUGGACGAUGGGCUGAGAUUGAUAGCUAAUUCGUAUCGGAAUUUGAGGAGGGUUGCGGUGAUAGGCGCCGGGGUGGAUGGGCUGUUGAGUGUGGCGGAGGAGUGUGAGAUGCUGCAGGAGCUGGAGCUGCAUUGCUGUGGGGACAUGGCGCUGAGGGGGGUUAGUGGGUUUAGGAAUUUGCAGAUUGUGAAGCUGAUUGGGUGUGUUGAUGGGUUUUACAGCGCGCAGAUAACGGAUAUUGGGUUGACUAUUUUGGCUCAGGGGUGCAGGAGGUUGGUGAAGCUUGAGCUUUUUGGGUGUGAGGGGAGCUAUGAUGGGAUUAAGGCGAUCGGGCAGUGUUGCCAGAUGCUUGAGGAGUUGAGUUUGAGUGAUCAUAGGAUGGAUGGCGGGUGGUUGGCUGCGUUGCAGUUUUGUGGGAAUUUGAAGACCUUGAGGCUUGAGUCUUGCCGGGGGAUUGACUCGAGCCCUGGCCCGGAUGAGUAUUUGGGGUCUUGUGGGACGAUUGAGGAGUUGCAUUUGCUGCGGUGUCAGGUGCGGGAUAAGGAUGGUAUGAGAGCAUUGUUCUCUGUUUGUGAAGGUGUGAAAGAACUUGUUCUGCGGGAUUGUUGGGGAUUGGUGGAUGAAGUGUUUGGCUUUGCAAAUAUUUGUAGGAGAGUGAAGCUGAUAACCUUGGAAGGAUGCUCACUGUUGACAACAGGAGGUCUGGAAUCAGUACUCCUUCAUUGGAAAGAGCUUCAGGUGCUUAGAGUAGUAUCAUGUAACAAUAUAUCGGACAGUGACAUUACUCCUGCCUUGGCCACCUUAUUUUCUGUUCUUAAAGUGUUGACAUGGCGACCAAAUUCCAGAUCUCUCUUGUCAUCAAGUCUUGCUGGGACUGGAGUGGGAAUGAAAGGUGGUAGGUUUUUCAAGAGACUAAAGUCUUGACUCGGCUGCUUGUUGAUGGGACGAUUGCCUUCAAUUUAAUGAGCAUCCAGAUUAUUUAACUGUCAGGUGUUCAAUGUUGGUCCAUACACUAAAUAGGUAGAUUGUAAAUGAUCGUAUCUUAUUUAGAUGUUCGGCAUUGUGGUGAGUGAGGGUAAUUUGUUUCCUCACUUGCAUCAAGCCUUCGGAAGGGAGUUUGUCAUUGGAAUGACAUUCUAGGCUCUCCUGUUCCCACGUGUGUUUUGAGACCUACCUAUUGGCCGAGUGCAGCAUCA